AUGCGUGCGGCCACACAGCAGCGCUCGCGCCGCCGCCGCCUCACGUCGGCCCUCUACCAUGCCUCGUUCACAGUGUUCCUCCUUCUCUUGGCCGCGCUCCUCGUCGGCUCGGCGUGGGGACUGGGCGAGCAGGCAUGGCGCACCGACCACCAAAGGCGAUGGAAUAUGUUCGCCCUUAUCGCGGCAUACGUUGCACUGGGUAUGAUCUCGAUCAUUCACAUGUGGUCGCGUGUCGUCUCGGUCAAGUUGAUUCUUCGCACAAUGCCAAAGCCCUACAUGCCGAUCAAGCAAGUUGACUUGCCAAAGAAAGUUGCAAACCACAUUGCCACAGAGUACUCUCGCACAUCCGUCGUGGCGUAUAUCUCACAGGCGACGGCAGCCGCCCAGGAAGGCUGGGGUCGACUGGGGACCAAGUGGGGCGGCGUGCACUUUCGCACAUACAUUCUGGGCACUGUACCCGAGAUGCGUGAGUCGUUCGCCUGCAAGGCAGGGGGUCGGCAAGCCAGGUCUGCUGAGGGACAUCCCGGAUCAGCAGUCGACUACCUGGACGUUGUCUCUCUGCCCUCGGCCCAGCAUUUCUUCCAACCCCAUACUGACUCUCCAGGCGAGAUCCUCGCACCCAAAUCCAAAGCUCCACCCCUCAACACCACCGCCCUAGUCGAUGCCGCCGACGCUCUGGCCGACCCCAACGACAGAGGCAAACCCAACCCAUUGCGCAUCUUUGUGGCAUCGUACGCGUCCAUUGUUGACCGAGCGCGUUACGCCCGCGCCGAGCCGACGGAGAGCGAUGCAGCGGCCGUGGAGAAGGUGGUGGCCUUUGUGAGGAAUUUGGUUGAGGUCAAAAAGCAGCGGCGAGAAAGUAAGCAGUAG
Apiotrichum porosum is the source of this 870-nucleotide messenger RNA. RefSeq lists its product as uncharacterized. The record is from RefSeq and is a predicted model, not a curated record. The transcript is spliced from 4 exons. Lineage: Eukaryota; Fungi; Basidiomycota; Tremellomycetes; Trichosporonales; Trichosporonaceae. Bases 1 to 870 code for a protein of 289 amino acids.